AUGUUCAGACCAUGGAACCUCCUUGAGAGGGUCUGCUCAAUAAAUCCACCGUUACACUUUGUUGAUAAUAUAGGAAAUACAGAGUUUAUGCGUGAAGUAGACAUAUCAAGCGCAAACGUGCCUAUCUCGCCAGGAGUUUGGCGAUACUUGUUGGUGGUGGACAGUCGACAGUCUGAUUUCUCUUCCAUUGACAUUGCAAAGCUAGCUGAUAAAGCUGCGUCCGACUACGAUAACACACCUUACUACAUCACCGCGUCAUUAUCUCCAGAACAAGUCCAGCAAAAUAUUGAUUUCAGAUUAGGUGACGGUGUGGUACACGGUGGGUAUUUGAAUUAUCCAUUGAAAGAAAGCCAAAGAGACCCCAGAUGGACACUGGUGCCGAUAUCACGAGUAGAGAACGAAAUUUUAGAACCACGACUGAAAACCUGCGGAUUCACUGAAGAGGGUACCUUCGAAUGCGACAUGCCGUUACGCGAGUUCAUCUCGUAUCUCCCUCUCUGGGUCAAGUCGAUCUUUGUGCUCUGUUUUGCGGCUCUCGUCUUCUGUUUUUGUGUUAUGAUCGCGUGUGGAAUUCGUCGUUUUUGCGAAAAUCCUAAUCAAGUCAAAGAGGCGUCUAUAAUGUACUACAACAAUGAUUCACCGAACACUCAUUCGACAACAAGGGAGUACAGAAAAGUCGAAAGGCGAGAGUUCAAAGCGGCCGAUAUCGAAGCAAGGAUGCGCUUCCUGAAUGAAUAA
Messenger RNA from Angiostrongylus costaricensis, 738 nucleotides. NCBI's taxonomy places the organism in Eukaryota, Metazoa, Nematoda, Chromadorea, Rhabditida, Metastrongylidae. The record is from the annotation of a GenBank genome assembly.